CUCACAGCACCUUUGGCUCAGCGGUCGGCGCAUCUCGCGGUCGGGAUGAUGGAGUCUCAGGCUGGAAGCAUCAAAUUGGUGGUGAAAGGCACCUUUCUGGACCUCACCGACUUGGACAUGGCCGAGAAGUUCCAGCAGCUACGCCGCGUCAAGUCCGAAUCGAUGCUUCACGUGCUUCUCGAAGCAGAAGUAUACACCCCGGGCAAGUACAGCGACGAGCAGGAGGAGAGUUGCAGAAGGUCCUCGAAGUCGAGCGUCAGCACCUGCGAAGAGACUCCGCGAGCGCCGAAGAAGCCUAAGCAGCCGGCUCCGCAGGAGUCCCAGCCUGGGCGCACCACGGUGAUGAUGAGGAAUUUGCCCAACAACUACACCAGGCAGAUGCUGCUAGAGCUGCUGGAUCGAUAUGGCUUCCAGGGGCGUUAUGACUUUGUUUAUCUGCCACAUGAUUUCGAGCGCAACGCCAACCUGGGCUAUGCCUUUGUGAACCUGACCAACACUGAUGCGGUCGCUGCUUUCUGGAAAGCCUUCGACGGUUUCGGACGGUGGAUGCUGCCGACCGCGAAGGUUUGUCAAGUGAGCUGGAGCGGCCCUCACCAGGGACUCCAGGCGCACAUCCAGCGGUAUCGAAACAGCCCGGUGAUGCACAAGAGCGUGCCUGAGGAGUACAAGCCGGUGGUCUUUAGGAACGGCCACCGGCAUCCCUUCCCGAGCCCAAACCGCAAGAUCAAGCCGCCUCCGCCCAAAGCCCCGGCGGCUCCCACCAGGUAGUUUUCCGAAGAUGAAAUCCCCCGGUGGACGGCACGCGACACCUCCUGGUGUCUAUGAGCUUGCGUGUGGCCGGCUCGGCCAGCGCAGGCCCUUUAUGUUGUACAGUACAGGUGCUCGAUUUUGUCUGGGAAGACAGACCUGACCAGCCAGUUGCUCCUCCAUUUUGAGGCUUUUCACUUUACCAUGGUGCAAAGCCCUGAAUUCGAUAGUUUAAACAAUAUAUGCAUGGCAGCAUGACAAGCAGGAUGUCAGCUAGUGUGCCAGGCGCUUCCUGCCGUUUGCUCUGAAUGAAGGUCCCA
This is a messenger RNA of Effrenium voratum, 1067 nucleotides long. The record is from the annotation of a GenBank genome assembly. Lineage: Eukaryota; Dinophyceae; Suessiales; Symbiodiniaceae.